AUGUCUGCUGAAGACUAUAACUUGCGCGGCAUCUUUUCAUCUGCAUUUGGUGGUUUCGUGCAACAGUCAUCCAAAGUCGCUGAUACUUUCGAUGACCAUCUUGGAAAGGCUUCUGAUACCCUUAGGGGAAUAUUAUUGUCUACCCCGUGGUGUCCGAAGUUUUUGAAACCCAAAUUACCACCCAAGCCCAAAGAGUUUCCCAUCCCUGAAAAUUCCAGCUCAUCCUACUUGUGCCUAUACAACUGGAUUUGGAGGAACAGAAUUCUUACUGGUGUUGCUAUUUUAACGCUUGGAGGUCUCACAACUUACAUUAUUCGGCGAAAGUUUCAGCACAAGAAGAGAAGAGCAAAGCGUGCUAGGGAUGGAUCAAGAUUAGAAGUGGUCGUGAUAGCUGGUCAGCCAGGAGAACCACUCACAAGGACUAUAUCGAUGGACUUGGAGCGCAGAGGCUAUAUUGUAUACAUCGUAUGCUCGACUAUCGACGAAGAGAGACUUUUACAGAAAGAAUCACGACCCGACAUAAAGCCUCUUCUUCUAGACAUUAAGAAUCCUUUGGGUGCCAAAACAUCCAUUGAACGCUUCGCUACCCACCUUCUCUCACCACAUACAUCUUUCCCUGGCGCAAAAACACACCAUCUUACCAUGCGCUCCUUGAUAGUAGUUCCUCCUACGAACUUUCCAACCAUACCGAUUGCCACACUAACUCUUAGCAAUCUAACUGAUUUAUUAAAUACACGCCUCCUUCAACCAAUCAUCACAAUUCAAUACUUUCUUCCUCUGCUGCAAAAUCUACCAUGCGCUGGCUCAAAGUUAUCCGCCGAUCUGUUACCAAACAUGAAACCGUCUAUUCUUUUACUGAUGCCUGUAAUCAUAUCGUCAAUCAAUCCAGCCUUUCACCUACCAGAGGCUUGCAUCAUGUCUGCCCUUUCCUCCUUCGCGAGCGUACUAGAACAAGAGGUAGCUCCGCUAAACAUUCCAGUGAUGCACCUUCAAUUAGGCACAUUCGAUUUAUCAGCGUUCUUCCCACAUAAUCGGCAACUAACGAUCCAAUCACAACGCGCAGAGACUUUGAGAUGGGAUGAAGAAAUCCGCAAUAGCUAUGGUCGAAAUUAUGCGGUCUCUACAACAGCCAAAUGGAGCUUUGAGAGCAAUCUACGGGUGCUUAACAAGGCAGUUGUUAAUGCCAUGUAUAGCCAACAUGGGGGCGUUGUAAAGGUCGGAUCCGGGAGUACUAUUUAUGGGUUUGUGGGCAAGUGGGUUCCUAGAAGCAUGAUUGCAUGGAUGUCAGGUAUGAAAGCAGUUGACAGAGCAGUAGCCCAGAAAGUUCUUCCAACUUCUACCGAUGUAAGAAAUGAAGAUGACGAAAUCAAAGAAGAAAAGAAUGAUACCAGAUAUAUGUACGAUGGAAAGGGUGAAGAGGCGUUCGCAGAUGCCGCCGUUUGGACGUUAGGCUUUGGGUCUUCGAGUAGCACCGAUGAACUAGGUCCUUGA
Molecule: messenger RNA, 1491 nt
Organism: Blumeria graminis f. sp. triticale
Lineage: Eukaryota; Fungi; Ascomycota; Leotiomycetes; Helotiales; Erysiphaceae
Source: the annotation of a GenBank genome assembly